This is a messenger RNA of Trichophyton rubrum CBS 118892, 2820 nucleotides long. RefSeq lists its product as uncharacterized. The record is from RefSeq and is a predicted model, not a curated record. Gene Ontology annotation, molecular function: ubiquitin binding. The transcript has 2 exons. NCBI's taxonomy places the organism in Eukaryota, Fungi, Ascomycota, Eurotiomycetes, Onygenales, Arthrodermataceae. The coding region runs from base 1 to 2820 and encodes 939 amino acids. Gene Ontology annotation, cellular component: cytoplasm; nucleus.
AUGUCUGAGGUGCAAUCAAGGCCGUCUGCCUCGCGUGGGCGCGGCUCAGCGCGUGGUGGACGGGGUGGCCACAUCUCCAGAGGCGGCCGGGGCGGCGCCAGGUCGACAGCGGCAGCGAAGCCUGCUGCGGCCAGCCAGGAGACCGCUGCUGAUACCUCGCAUGAAGACGAAGGAGAGAUUGGCCAGCUGAAGAAGAAGUAUGCCGCCAGUCUGUCGACGAUAAAGGAGCUCUUCGCAGACUGGACGGAUGAGGACUUGGUUUUUGCCCUCGAGGACGCCAACGGUGAUCUGGAAGUGGCCAUUGAACGCAUCACAGAAGGAAACGUCUCCCAGUGGGGUGAGGUAAAGAAAAAGAGCUCUGAUCGCACCCGGCAAAAGGCCUCGUCCAAGGAUGCUGCCCAACAUAUUAGCGGAGACCAGAACAUCCCCCCAUCAAGACCAGGACGCGGACGCGGAGGCUUUGACCAGCGUGGCCGUGGCCGUGGAGACCGCGGCCGUGGUGGCCGUGGUGGACGAGCUGGUUCCCAUGCGGUUCAAUCUUCUCAGGCCAACGGCACUACUUCGAACCUGACUCCUGUGGAUGGCUGGGAUUCUAAUCUAGCAGUAGAGCCCCCGGCGGGCGUCGAGACCUCUGCUGUCGAAUCCAAGCCUCAGCCGGAAUGGAAUACUGUCCAGGAGACUCCCAAGGUUGCCGUAGAGCAGUCGACUCAGAAGAGCAGUCUGAUUCCUGAAGGCUCGAAGCGAGGUUGGGCCAGCUUGUUUGCGAAGCCAGCUCCGGAACCCGUCAAGGAACCCCCAUUGCCCACUGCCCCAAGUGCACCUGAGAAGCCCGCCGAAGCUCCUGUGGAGCCCAGUAUCCCCGAACCAGCCCCUACUGCCGCACCUGAACCAGAACUUCUCCCUAAUGACCAACAACAAGAAAAUGCCGAACAACAACAACAACAACAGCCACCAGCAGCUCCCGCGCAACCACAAAUACCAGUACCAGUACCAAAACCAGUCGAACAGCCCAGACCUGUCAUCCCACAACAACCACCAGCUCCUCCAUCUGUAUCUGUCCCUGCCGAACCUGAAGCCCCUGCUCAACCUGACACUGAAUCUCCUGCUGACAUCGAAAAGGAAUCUGUCCCUCAACAGAAGCAACAGCAACAGCAACAGCAACAGCCUCAAGCUCGUACUCCCGCUACCUCCUAUGCUUAUCCCAAGGGUCCUGCGGCCGGUACCGCUCGCGGACCAAACUUCCAGCGCCGUGUUAUGGAACAGCAAGAACCCGUUGUUAUGCCCGGAAACCACGCCGUGGACCGUGCCACUGUCCAGUUUGGCAGCAUGGGCCUGAACGGAUCCACUAAUGAUGUUAACAUUGAUGAAGAACGAGAAGAACCAGAAACCCGCCCCCAGCCUCCUCAGCACUCCCCCGUUGCUCCCCGUGCCUCUCUCCCUCCCACAACCAGACCCGUUGCCGUCCCUGAAACCACCGCCACUGUCCCCCGACCCGCCCCGGGCCUCCCCCCAGCCCCUGUUGCCUCUGCUGACACUCAAUUCAACGACUUCUCCCGGUAUGGUGAUGCUCAAAAGCCAUACGAUAUCUUCAACCAACAGGCCGAUCAACAGGCCCAGCAACCACAGAGCCAGGAACCAUUCUCCAACCAAGGAAUUCCAUCCCAACCUGCUGCCGUCACGACUGCUGCCGACUACUCUGCCUUCUACGGAGCUGACCAGUCCCGCAACCCAUACUACUACAGUGCAUAUGGCCAACCUCAGGAUCCUGCCGCCAGCCAGCGUGUCGGUGCCGGAUUUGCUGCCAGUGGAGCGGAAUUACAGCCUCAAGUUCCCGCCUCACAACCUCCAGGCCGUUAUGCGCAUGCUGAAGCUCCUAACAGUGGUCAGAACACUCCCCAGCCCGUUGUCCCCGGCCAAGUACAAUCUGCCCAGCAGCCAUCACACCACAUGCCCCAGAGCCAGGGAGCGCAUGCUGGAUUUAACUACGGCUAUCCUUACUACACUAACCCUCACUACCCCAACGCAUACAUGAACCAAAUGACUCAGCAUCAGCAACACCAGUACGGCCGCAACCGUCCAAUGUAUGAUGAUGCUCGCCGAUAUGAGGAGCAGCAGCAGCAGCAACAGCAGCAGCAGCAGCAGCAUUACCUUCCUCACCAAUCCCAGUACGCUUACGGCACCCAGUACGCCCCUUAUGGCAAAGGUGGAAUGUACAGCCAACAGCCUCAGCAACACGGAUUCGGCUAUGAGUCUUCCCCAGCCAACACCGCUGCCUUUAACCAGUCGGCUGCUCCCCAGCGUGACACCGCUACAUACGGGCGAGCUGGCUCCGCUCAGCCUGCCGAUGGUCAACAGCAACAGUCCACCGGGGCCAAUGCAUUCAGCGGCAUUCCCGAUGUCUUUGGUCGAACCCAGUCCGGCUUUGGCCAGAACCAGACUAUCCCUUCUCAGCAGGCAACCAGCGCUGACGAGACAGGCAGUUCCAAAGCUUACGAUUCCUCGAAGACUGGUGGCCCAUCCCCAUCCGUCUCACAGGUCAACCGUCCUGGCUCUGCAGCUAACAAUGCACCGCACCAGCCCGCCACCACCGGACAGUCUGGUCUGCCCCCUGUCCCCGCUGCCCAGCAAGCCAACCAGCAAGCUUUUGGCGGUUACCCUCACCUCAACCAGCAGUAUGGCGGUCUAGGAGGUCUUGGUGCCCACCAAGCUGGUACCACUCACCAGGCCACCGCAUACAACAACUACGGUGCUGGAUUUGGCAGCAACUACUACGGCAACAAUGGCCGCGGCGGUGGUUGGGGUGGAAACUAUGGCCACUAA